AUGACAGCCAAAACUAGACAGAGAAAGUCGUAUCUGUGUAUCAAUUGCAGAGAUAAGAAACGCAAGUGUGAUAGAGGAAAGCCCUGUUCUUCUUGUGUAAGGCUGGGAAUAGCUUCAACAUGUAAAUACAACACACCGACACUUACCGUGCUAGGACCAGCGUCCAUCUUAUAUGAUAACGAAAAUGCUUCCAGUCUAGAACCAGAAGGUGAAGAUGAUAUAAGAGACUUCUUGAGACUCAAGAAUCCUGUCGGAAUACCUGGAGGCAAGAUCAACUUCUUCAAGCUCUUGUGCAACAACUUGAUAGAGCCAGAUUACAAUGUGUUUUCGUGGAUUAAUGUCUACAAAUCGGACCCGGGAAUGAGGAUCUACUUGAAGAACCUUCCUCUGAAUAGCAAGCUCUUUGUAGAACAAGUAGUAGUAGACGACUUCCACAGAGACGAUAUUUUCAAGGGUCUUCUCAAUCUUGAAUUGGACGAAUUGUACAGACGGUCGGUGGGCCCGGACCUGGAGAACAAGAUAAUACACAACGAAGAGGAAUUGCUACUCGCCAUCAGAUCAGUAUUGCCAAAUACCGUAAUUAUAGCAACCCAUGUGGAAAAGUUCUUCUCUGAACUAUACCCCGGUUUUCCAUUUUUAGAUGAAAGCGCAUUUAGGAAAAGGCUAAUGAGAAUGGGUAAUGGACCUCGAAUAACAGACGAGAAUGACUGGGCCAUCAUUGGUAUAUUACUUAUAAUGGUGAGAAUAAGCUAUUUGUCCAGUCUCUGGAACAUAUCUGGCAGUGAUAGGUUAGGAGCUGUUGCAAACAGAGCCGACUACGAGCUUGUACUGUCGGCUACUAUAGGCCCUGAAUUUAUUCGAUUAGCAAGAAGUUGUUUAAAGCAAUAUGAUCUCCAGUCUAGAAAUUCGUUGUGGGUUCUACAAUGCAAUAUCUUCCUCCAGAUCUAUGAGCGGGUUUCGCCUGAGGAAGGAGAGUGUGCUACAGGAAAAAGCAGUCAAAUCAUUCAUGCCUCGUUGAUUCAGCAUGCACUAUCAUUAAAGCUCCACAUUGACCCAGACUUGCUCCCUCAGCUAUACGGCAAGAAUGAAAAGUACAAGAAUCUCGUGAGAAAGAUUUGGCAUUUCCUCGUUUCUUAUGAUUAUUUUGAUAGUAUUAGCUACGGCAAUUAUCCUUCGACUACAAAAAUGGUGUUUAAUACAAGGCUACCAACUCAUAUUGAAGGAAAUGAGAAUAUUCAGGAUACAAAGUUGGAAAAGGAAGUUCUUGGUUCGUUUGAAUUUCUCGACUUCACUUAUGGACCAGUGCAUGACCUUUUAGUUGAUAUCCAGAGCUUGAAAACCGAUCAUAAAAUUGAGAGAAUAGUUUUUCUUGCAACUGCAAUAGAGUCUACUAUUGCUUCAAUAAUUGGACAAGUUGAUACCUUUUUUUCUGUUGAAACGAAUCCCAGUACAGAUAAAGGAAUUAGAUUUGCUCUCUUUCUAUACCUCAAGUUCUUUCUUUUAACAAUUUUUUCUUAUCUACAGCUGUAUUAUGAGAGGACUAAGCAGUAUGAAACGGCAUUUUUCUACUUCAAGAAAGUAUUAAUUAUUGGAUCUUAUGAAAUAUUGCCAGCAAUGUUUAGAUUGGUUGGUUCAUUUGGAGACCACUUCAAGAAAGAGACAUUCAUGUUGACUCCCCAGAUUAUCCAAUUGUCAUGUCACAGACUAAUCAUUACCUUAGUUUCAGCAUUUAUUCGAAUCGAAAUUACUUUGAAGAGCAAUGGUCAGGAGCUAUCAGGUCUACAUGGGGUAAAGAUCAAAGUAUUGCAGAUACUUCAUUUGUUUCUUGUCAACGCGUCUGCGUUGAGUAUCUAUGUACAUUAUACGUGGAGAGUGAAAAAGGCACUAGAAUUUGCAUUGAGGAAGAUUUUUGACGGACAGCUCUACAAACUUCAAAAUUUGACAGAAUUAGAGAUAUCAAAGGCAGAAUUGAAAAUUCUGAAGGAACAAGUUGCUGAUUUAGACAAGGCAUUACAAUCAGCUCUUCUAGCAAUAGAGAAAGCUUGGAAACCUUCACUUCCAAUUCCAUUUGCGUCGAUUGAUAACUUGGAUUACAUUUACGGACCUAAAAACAGAGCACCCUUCGAAGCGUAUGAUCGAUCCGAACCAGAUAGAAUGUGGUACAAAGUUUCUAGUUGCAUGAGUAAUGGGUCCAAUCUGAAGAUUAGUCGAAAUAAUAUUCCUAAUAAGCUACAACUAAACAACGUUGAAUAUGACUUCAACAUCUUCAAAGGGAUGACAUUUGUGGAACAGGGCUAG
Molecule: messenger RNA, 2298 nt
Organism: Scheffersomyces stipitis CBS 6054
Lineage: Eukaryota; Fungi; Ascomycota; Pichiomycetes; Serinales; Debaryomycetaceae
Gene: CTA4.2
Product: zinc finger transcription factor
Exons: 1
Coding region: 1-2298 (765 amino acids)
Biological process (GO): regulation of transcription by RNA polymerase II; DNA-templated transcription
Cellular component (GO): nucleus
Molecular function (GO): RNA polymerase II cis-regulatory region sequence-specific DNA binding; DNA-binding transcription activator activity, RNA polymerase II-specific; zinc ion binding
Source: RefSeq, a predicted model, not a curated record